Elephantulus edwardii (Cape elephant shrew) is the source of this 13497-nucleotide messenger RNA. It is a transcript of the gene DNAH9, whose product is annotated as dynein, axonemal, heavy chain 9. The record is from RefSeq and is a predicted model, not a curated record. NCBI's taxonomy places the organism in Eukaryota, Metazoa, Chordata, Mammalia, Macroscelidea, Macroscelididae. Gene Ontology annotation, biological process: microtubule-based movement. Gene Ontology annotation, cellular component: dynein complex. Gene Ontology annotation, molecular function: minus-end-directed microtubule motor activity; dynein light intermediate chain binding; ATP hydrolysis activity.
AUGCCGAGCGCCGAGCAGCUCGCGGUGCUGGCGGCUGAGAACGCAGACGAGGAGUGCGGCGCCGACCCGCGCGUGCAGCUCCUGGGCGCUUACGUGGCUCAGAGCCUGCGGCCGGCUGUGGGCGCCUGGGAGCGCUGCGCGGGGUCGGCGGAGGCGGAGCGGCUGCUGCAGGCCUUCCUGGGCGGCAGUGCUGCGGCGGAGCCACAGCCGCUGCUGGUGGUGCAGCCGGGGCCUGGGGGCCUGGCUGUGCGACCCGGGCUGGACGCGACACCCGAGUGCCGGCCGGCCCGCGCUAAGGGGCUCUUUUUCCUGCGCACCGGGCCGGAGCCGCUGGGGCCUCAUAGCCUCCGCGGUGCAGUGCUCUGUGGAGACGUGCCCGCGGCGCCUCUGGAGCAUCUGGCCACAAUGUUCUCCGAGGUGAUUCUACCCGUCUUGACCAAUGAGAAGAAUCAUCUGGGUUGGCCCCACGUGGUGUGUCAAGAUGUCAGGCAGCACGCCCACAACCUCCAGUGUAACCUUUGGGUUAUCCUUGAGCAAGUGAAGGGGAAAACUUUGCUGCCUCUUCCAGUAGGCUCCGAAAAGAUGGAGUUUGUGGACUCUGAGACUGUCUUGGAUUCCAUAGAUAAGUCAGUCAUCUACUCCAUUGAGUCCGCGGUGAUCAGAUGGAGCCACCAAGUCCAGGUGGUGCUCAAGAGAGAGUCUUCCCUGCCACUCUUGCAAGGAGAGAAUCCCAUGCCGAAGGUGGAGUUGGAGUUCUGGAAGAACAGGUAUGAAGAUCUGGAAUACAUUUAUAGUCAACUGAAGACCAUCAAAGUGAGGGGCAUGGCUGGACUCCUGGACAGACUUCGGAGCAGCUACUUCCCUGCAUUCAAAGCGAUGUUCAGAGACAUCAUCACAGCCCUGACCGAGGCACAGGACAUCCACGCUCACCUCAUGCCACUCCGCCGCCACCUGGAAACCAUCGAGAGUGUCGAGUUCCAGGAGGUGAAGCCUCAGUUGCGGCCUUUGCUCCACAUGGUCUGUCUGAUCUGGGCCACAUGCCAGCACUACCGCUCCCCUGGGAGGCUUACAGUGCUUCUCCAGGAGAUCUGCAACCUUCUCAUCCAGCAGGCCUCUACAUACCUCAGCCCAGAAGACCUCCUGAGAAGUGAGGUGGAAGAAAGUCAGAGGAAGCUGCAAGUAGUCGUGGACACUUUGAGCUUCUUCAAGCAGAUUUUUAAGAACCGCAGGGAGAAUCUGCACACUUACUUUAAGCAGGACCAGGAAGUGAAGGAGUGGGAUUUCCCAUCCUCUUUGGUCUUUGUGCGACUGGACUGCUUCCUGGGACGACUUCACAUGGUGGAGGAUCUUCUGAAGACUACCUUGGACUUCCAGAAACUAGGGAAGCUCGAGUUUAGCGGCAUCAGAGGGAAUGCUCUGAGCUGGCAGGCCCAAAGAAUGUAUGAUGAAUUUCAAGAUAUGUGCAAGGUCUUCUCCGAGUCCUCAUAUGACUGCCUCGACCUCCAGAGCAUGGAAUUUGAAGAUGACAUCUCUGAAUUUAACCAGAGAGUGGAAGAUCUUGACCGCAGGCUGGGCACUGUCUUUAUUCAAGCCUUUGAUGAUGCAUCUGGUUUGGAUCAUGCCUUUAAGCUGCUCAGCAUAGCAGGAAAUCUCCUUGAAAGGCCACUGGUCGCCCAAGAUGUGUCUGAUAAAUAUGCGGUUCUCAUCAGAAUGUUCAGCCAAGACCUGGAUGCAGUGAGGUUAAUCUACAAUCAGCAUGUCCAGGAGGAAGCAGAACUCGGGUUCUCCCAGGUGCACAAGAACAUGCCUGCCGUGGCUGGAGGUCUCCGCUGGGUCCAGGAGCUGAGACAGCGCAUCCAGGGCCCCAUCAGCAACUUCCAGUCUCUCUCACAUCCCUGCAUGGAGUCUGUGGAAGGCAAGCGGAUGGUACAGAAAUAUGAAGACAUGCUUUCCUCGCUGGAGAAAUAUGAGACAAGACUUUAUGAAAACUGGUGUCAGACAGUAUCAGAGAAGUCCCAGUACAAUCUUUCCCGGCCUCUUCUGAAACGUGACCCAGAGACGAAGCAGAUCACUGUCAACUUUAACCCCCAGCUGACUUCAGUGCUCAAGGAAAUGAGUUAUCUUGAGCCCCGGCAGAUGAAGCACAUCCCCGAGACAGCAGCAGCCAUGUUCUCCUCCAGGGAAUUCUAUCGACAACUUGUAGCAAAUCUGGAGCUGAUGGCAAAUUGGUACAACAAGGUUGUGAGAACCCUGCUCGAGGUGGAGUUUCCAUUAGUGGAGGGUGAGCUGCAUGGUAUCGAUUGCCGCCUGAGGGCAGCCGAGGAGACGCUGAACUGGAAAACAGAAGGCAUUUGGGACUAUGUCGUUCAAGUGACCAAUAGUAUUCAUGAUCUUGAACAGAGAAUUCAGAAAACAAAAGACAAUGUGGAAAAGAUUCAAAACAUCAUGAAAACGUGGGUGUCUCCAAUAUUUAAGAGAAAAGAUGGCAAAAAAGAAUGCCUUCUGUCCCUGGAUGAUCAGCAUGAGCAUAUGGAAAGAUAUUAUAAUCUCAUCAAAGAAUCAGGCCAUAAGAUUCAUGCCCUUGUCCAGGAAAACCUGACUCUAUUUUCAGCAGACCCAACCUCCCAGAUCUGGAAGACUUAUGUCAACUACAUUGAUGAUAUGUUGCUGGAUGGAUUCUUUCUUGCCAUUGAGUGUUCCCUCAAGUACCUCAUGGAAAAUACUGAAAAUAAGCCUGGAGUCACCCCAAUAUUUGAAACACAGCUGAGCUUAGCUAUCCCAGAAUUGGUUUUCUACCCAUCUCUGGAUCCUACAGUGAAGGGCGGCUUUUAUGACAUCUUUGAAGGUCUUCUCACAAGCAUUUUCGGGAUAUCAUCUCUGGUACCACGGCUCUCCCCACAGAACCACCCACCUCACUAUCAGGUUGACAUGGAGGCCAAGGCUGAGCUGGCGAGCCUGCGGGACUUGCUCAUGGAGCGAGUCUGGGCUAUGACGGCCCUCUGCUCCAGCUACCGUGGCACCUUCAGCCAGUACUCCUACCUGUAUGGGGAGGACCGCAAGGAGGUGCUGGGGCAGUUCCUGUCGUAUGGACACGUCCUCACUGCGGACGAGAUUGAGGCCCAUGCAGAAGACGGCAUCCCCGAGAACCCACCCCUCCUCCAUCACUUCAAGGUCCAGAUCGACCUGUAUGAAAGCCUCUGUGAAGAGGUGUGCAAGCUGGAACCCACGAGGGUGUUCGACAGCUGGAUGAAGAUUGAUGUGCGGCCCUUUAAAGCUUCACUGCUGAACGUGAUCAAGAGGUGGAGCCUCAUGUUUAAGCAGCACCUGGUAGAUUACGUCACUAACAGCUUGGCCGACCUUGAAGUAUUUAUAAAAACUAGUGAGAGUGGUUUGCUCAUGAAAGUCGAAAAAGGAGAUUUCAAAGGACUGGUUGAGAUUACAGGGCACCUGAUGGCUCUGAAGGAACGACAGAGCACCACAGAUGAGAUGUUUGAGCCCUUGAAGCAAACUAUUGAGUUGCUGAAAACCUAUGAACAAGAAUUGCCAGACACUGUAUAUAAGCAAUUGGAGGAGUUGCCAGAGAAAUGGAACAACAUAAAAAAGAUGGCCGUCACGGUGAGGCAGCAGGUGGCACCCUUGCAGGCGAGCGAAGUGACGGUCCUCAGACAGAGGUGCACAGCCUUCGAGGUUGAGCAGCAGCGAUUCUGGGAGCAGUUCCGCAAGGAGGCUCCCUUCAGGUUUGAUAGCGUUGACCCCCAUCAAAUGCUGGACACCAAGCAUGUUGAGAUCCAGCAGAUGGAAUCCACUAUGGCCUCACUCUCUGAGUCAGCUGGCUUGUUCGAAGUCAAUGUUCCCGACUACAAGCAGCUGAGGCAGUGCAGGAAGGAGGCCUGUCAGCUCAAGGAGCUCUGGGACACAAUCGGGAUGGUGACCUCCAGCAUCCAUGCCUGGGAAACCACCAAGUGGAGGGACAUCAAUGUGGAGGCCAUGGAGCUUGAGUGCAAACGGUUUGCCCGGCACAUCCGGAACCUCGACAAGGAGGUCAGGGCCUGGGACGCAUUCACAGGCCUGGAAAGCACCGUGUUGAACACCCUGACAUCCCUGAGAGCAGUGGCUGAGCUGCAGAAUCCGGCCAUCCGGGAGCGGCACUGGAGGCAGCUGAUGCAGGCCACAGGCGUGAGCUUCACCAUGGAUGAGGACACCACCCUGGCUCACCUCCUGCAGCUCCAGCUACACCACUUUGAAGAUGAGGUCCGGGGCAUUGUGGACAGAGCUGUGAAGGAGAUGGGCAUGGAGAAGACCUUGAAGGAACUGCAGACCACGUGGGCUGGCAUGGAAUUCCAGUAUGAGGCCCACCCGCGGACCUGUAUUCCCCUGUGGAGGUCUGAUGAGGACCUCAUUGAGAUUCUGGAGGACAACCAGGUCCAGCUGCAGAACCUGAUGAUGUCCAAGUACAUUGCUUUCUUCCUGGAGGAAGUGUCAGGCUGGCAAAAGAAGCUCUCCACAGCUGACGCCGUCAUCUCCAUCUGGUUUGAGGUGCAGCGCACGUGGUCUCACCUAGAGAGUAUAUUCAUUGGCUCUGAAGAUAUCCGGGCUCAGCUACCACAGGAUUCUAAAAGGUUUGAAGGCAUUGACGUUGAUUUUAAAGAAUUGGCUUAUGAAGCUCAGAAAACUCCAAAUGUUGUGGAAGCAACCAACAAAUCAGGCCUUUAUGAAAAACUAGAAGAUAUUCAGAGCAGGCUGUGCCUGUGUGAGAAGGCCCUGGCAGAGUACCUAGACACCAAGAGGCUUGCCUUCCCUCGGUUUUAUUUUCUGUCCUCUUCAGAUCUGUUAGACAUCCUUUCCAAUGGUACGGCUCCACUGCAGGUUCAACGCCACCUUUCCAAACUCUUUGACAACAUGGCCAAGAUGGAGUUUCAAUUAGAUGACAGUAAGGAACCAACCAAGAUAAGCCUUGGCAUGUACAGCAAAGAAGAGGAGUACGUGGCCUUCAGUGAGCCUUGUGACUGCAGCGGGCAGGUGGAGAUAUGGCUGAACCAUGUGCUCACUCACAUGAAGGCCACUGUGAGGCAUGAAAUGACAGAAGGUGUAAUGGCCUAUGAAGAAAAACCGAGGGAGCAGUGGCUCUUCGACUAUCCAGCACAGGUGGCCUUGACUUGUACACAGAUCUGGUGGACAACAGAGGUGGGCAUUGCAUUUGCCAGGUUGGAGGAAGGCUAUGAGAAUGCCAUGAAGGACUACUACAAGAAACAAGUGGCCCAGCUCAAAACCCUCAUCACGAUGCUGAUUGGCCAGCUCUCCAAGGGGGACCGGCAGAAGAUUAUGACCAUAUGCACCAUUGAUGUACAUGCCCGUGACGUGGUGGCCAAGAUGAUUGCUCAGAAGGUUGACAAUGCCCAGGCCUUCCUGUGGCUGUCCCAGCUGCGCCAUCGGUGGGACGACGAGGCCAAACACUGCUUUGCCAACAUCUGUGAUGCCCAGUUCCUGUAUUCCUAUGAGUACCUGGGAAACACCCCUCGCCUGGUGAUUACGCCUUUGACUGACAGGUGUUAUAUCACCCUCACCCAGUCUCUGCACUUGACCAUGAGCGGGGCUCCCGCAGGACCUGCUGGCACAGGCAAGACAGAGACCACCAAGGACCUGGGACGAGCACUGGGCAUCAUGGUCUACGUGUUCAACUGCUCGGAGCAAAUGGACUACAAGUCCUGUGGCAACAUCUACAAAGGUCUCGCCCAGUCUGGUGCCUGGGGCUGUUUCGAUGAAUUUAACAGAAUCUCCGUGGAGGUCUUGUCGGUGGUAGCCGUGCAGGUGAAAAGCAUUCAAGAUGCAGUUAAAGAUAAAAAGCAGCGUUUCAGCUUCCUUGGGGAGGAGAUCAGCCUGAAUCCUUCAGUGGGCAUUUUCAUCACCAUGAACCCCGGCUAUGCAGGCCGGACGGAGCUGCCGGAGAACCUCAAGGCAUUGUUCAGGCCUUGUGCGAUGGUUGUUCCAGACUUCGAGUUGAUCUGUGAAAUCAUGCUGGUGGCUGAAGGCUUCAUCGAAGCCCGUUUAUUAGCCAGAAAAUUCAUCACCCUUUACCAGUUGUGCAAAGAGCUUCUCUCCAAACAGGACCAUUAUGACUGGGGCCUGCGGGCCAUCAAGUCUGUGCUUGUGGUGGCAGGCUCGCUGAAACGAGGAGACCCCGACCGGCCAGAGGAUCAAGUCCUGAUGCGUUCCUUAAGAGACUUUAACAUCCCCAAGAUUGUGACUGAUGACAUGCCAGUGUUUCUGGGCCUUAUUGGGGACCUCUUUCCUGCCCUGGAUGUCCCCAGGAGGAGAGACCUCAACUUUGAAGCUUUGGUUAGGAAGGCAGUUGUGGAUCUGAAACUACAAGCGGAAGACAACUUUGUGCUAAAGGUGGUGCAGCUGGAGGAGUUGCUGGCUGUGCGACACUCUGUGUUUGUGGUAGGCGGCGCUGGUACUGGCAAGUCUCAGGUGCUGAGAUCCUUGCACAAAACAUAUCAGAUCAUGAAACGCCGACCCGUCUUGACAGACCUUAACCCCAAAGUCGUUACAAAUGAUGAGCUGUUUGGCAUCAUCAACCCAGCCACCCGAGAAUGGAAGGAUGGAUUGUUCUCUUCUAUUAUGAGGGAGCUUGCCAACAUCACUCAUGAUGGGCCCAAGUGGAUUUUGCUGGAUGGUGAUAUAGACCCCAUGUGGAUUGAGUCUCUGAACACUGUCAUGGAUGAUAACAAGGUGCUGACUCUGGCAAGCAAUGAGAGGAUCCCUCUUAACCCCACCAUGAGGCUGCUCUUUGAAAUCAGCCAUCUGCGCACAGCCACCCCAGCAACCGUGUCUCGAGCAGGGAUCUUGUACAUCAACCCAGCAGACCUAGGAUGGAACCCUCCAGUGAGCAGCUGGAUUGACAAGAGGGAAAUGCAGACAGAGAGAGCAAACCUAACCAUUCUCUUUGACAAAUACCUUCCAAUCUGCUUAGACACCCUCCGAACCAGAUUUAAGAAGAUUAUUCCAAUCCCAGAACACAGCAUGGUUCAGAUGCUGUGCCACCUUCUGGAGUGCCUCCUGACCAAGGAAGAUAUCCCCAUGGACUGCCCCAAAGAAAUUUAUGAACUUUAUUUUGUGUUUGCUGCUAUCUGGGCUUUUGGCGGAGCCAUGGUUCAAGAUCAGCUUGUGGACUACCGGACAGAGUUCAGCAAGUGGUGGCUGACCGAGUUCAAGACUGUCAAGUUCCCUUCUCAAGGAACCAUCUUUGACUACUACAUAGACCCAGAGACCAAGAAAUUUGAGCCUUGGUCCAAGCUAAUACCCCAGUUUGAAUUUGACCCCGAGACGCCAUUGCAGGCAUGUCUGGUGCACACGAGCGAGACCAUCCGAGUGUGCUACUUCAUGGAGCGGCUGCUGGCACGGCGGCGGCCUGUCAUGCUGGUGGGCACGGCUGGCACUGGCAAGUCGGUGCUGGUGGGAGCCAAGCUGGCCAGCCUAGACCCUGAGGAGUACCUGGUGAAGAACGUGCCCUUUAACUACUACACCACAUCAGCAAUGCUGCAAGCUGUCCUAGAAAAGUCUCUAGAAAAGAAAGCUGGCCGGAACUAUGCGCCUCCAGGCAACAGGAAGCUGAUCUAUUUUAUCGAUGACAUGAACAUGCCUGAGGUGGAUGCCUACGGGACAGUGCAGCCCCACACAAUCAUCAGGCAGCAUCUGGACUACGGCCACUGGUAUGAUAGGAACAAGCUGUCCCUGAAGGAGAUCAUGAAUGUCCAGUAUGUUACCUGCAUGAAUCCCACUGCAGGCAGCUUCACCAUUAACCCACGGCUCCAGCGACACUUCAAUGUGUUUGUGCUCUCCUUUCCGGGAGCAGAUGCCCUGUCCACCAUCUACAGCACUAUCUUAUCUCAGCAUCUCAAACAUGGAAACUUCCCAGCAUCGCUGCAGAAAUCUGUCCCCCAGCUGAUCAAUCUGGCCCUCACCUUUCACCAGAAAAUUGCCACCACAUUCCUCCCUACUGCAAUCAAAUUCCACUACAUCUUCAAUCUCAGAGAUUUCGCCAGCAUUUUCCAGGGCAUGCUGUUCUCCUCAGUGGAAUGUGUUAAAUCCACACAGGACCUAGUAAAGUUCUACCUACAUGAAUCGAAUCGAGUUUAUCGGGAUAAAAUGGUAGAAGAGAAGGACUUUGACCUUUUUGAUAAAAUUCAGACAGAAGUGGUGAAGAAGAUUUUUGAUGACAUCGAAGGGUCUGUGGAGCAGACCCAAAACCUGAACAUGUACUGCCACUUUGCAAAUGGGAUCGGCGACCCCAAGUACAUGCCCGUGCCGUCAUGGGAACUUCUGAGCCAGACCCUGGUGGAAGCCUUGGAGAACCACAACGAAGUCAAUACCGUGAUGGACCUGGUUCUCUUUGAGGACGCUAUGUGCCACGUCUGCCAUAUCAAUCGCAUCCUGGAAUCCCCACGGGGAAACGCUUUGCUGGUUGGCGUAGGGGGGAGUGGUAAGCAAAGCUUGACAAGGCUUGCAGCUUUCAUCAGCUCCAUGGACGUCUUCCAGAUCACUCUGCGGAAAGGUUACCAUAUCCCAGAUUUCAAGGUGGACCUGGCCAGCCUGUGUCUGAAAGCCGGGGUCAAGAACCUCAGCACAGUAUUUCUCAUGACAGACGCCCAAGUGUCUGAUGAAAGGUUCCUCGUUCUCAUCAAUGAUCUUCUGGCAACUGGGGAGAUCCCAGAUCUCUACUCAGAUGAUGAAGUUGAAAACAUCAUAAGCAACGUGAGGAACGAAGUCAAGAGCCAAGAUCUCGUUGACAGCAGAGAGAACUGCUGGAAAUUCUUUAUAGAUCGGGUCCGACGACAACUGAAGGUGACUCUGUGUUUCUCCCCAGUGGGGAAUAAGUUGAGAAUCCGCAGCAGGAAAUUCCCAGCGAUUGUCAACUGCACAGCCAUCAACUGGUUCCAUGAGUGGCCUCAGCAAGCGUUGGAGUCUGUCAGUCUGCGUUUCUUGCAAAACACAGAAAACAUUGAGCCCACAGUGAAGCAGUCAAUCAGCAAGUUCAUGGCUUUUGUCCACACAAGUGUCAACCAAACAUCCCAGUCUUAUCUGAGCAAUGAGCAGCGCUACAACUACACAACUCCCAAAUCCUUCCUGGAGUUCAUCAGACUCUACCAGAGUUUGCUGCGCAGCAACGGAAAGGCACUCAGGGCCAAGAUGGAACGGCUUGAGAAUGGGCUGCUGAAGCUGCACAGCACCUCUGCUCAGGUGGACGAUCUCAAAGCCAAGCUGGCCACCCAGGAAGUGGAGCUGAAGCAGAAGAAUGAAGAUGCAGACAAAUUGAUUCAAGUGGUAGGCGUGGAGACUGACAAAGUGAGCAAGGAGAAAGCCAUUGCAGAUGAGGAGGAACGGAAGGUGGCGCUCAUCAUGCUCGAGGUUAAACAGAAGCAGAAGGACUGUGAGGAAGACCUGGCCAAAGCAGAGCCAGCCCUCACGGCGGCCCAGGCAGCGCUCAACACCCUCAACAAGACCAACCUGACAGAGCUGAAGUCAUUUGGAUCCCCUCCCUCUGCGGUAAGCAACGUCAGUGCUGCAGUGAUGGUGCUCAUGGCCCCUGGCGGCAAGGUGCCCAAGGACCGGAGUUGGAAGGCCGCCAAGGUCACCAUGGCCAAGGUGGAUAGCUUCCUGGACUCCCUCAUCAACUUUGACAAGGAGAACAUCCAUGAGAACUGCCUCAAAGCCAUCAGGCCAUACCUGCAAGACCCCGAGUUCAAUCCUGAGUUUGUGGCCACCAAAUCAUACGCAGCCUCGGGUCUCUGCUCCUGGGUCAUAAAUAUUGUGAGGUUCUAUGAGGUGUUCUGCGAUGUGGAACCAAAACGUCAAGCGCUGAGCAAAGCCACCUUGGACCUCACAGCUGCCCAAGAGAAGCUCGCAGCCAUUAAAGCCAAGAUUGCUCACCUUAAUGAAAACCUGGCAAAGCUCACAGCCAAGUUUGAGAGAGCAACAGCAGACAAACUCAAGUGUCAGCAAGAAGCCGAGGUGACUGCAGGCACCAUCUCCCUUGCAAACCGCCUGGUUGGAGGCCUCGCUUCUGAAAAUGUCAGGUGGGCAGAAGCUGUGCAGAGUUUCCAGCAGCAGGAGAGGACAUUGUGUGGAGACGUUCUACUUAUUACAGCUUUCAUUUCAUACCUUGGCUUCUUUACAAAGAAAUACCGGCAGAGCCUAAUGGACGGGGCCUGGAGACCUUACCUGAACCAGCUAAAAGUCCCCAUCCCAGUCACUCCCAGCUUGGACCCCCUGAGGAUGCUGACGGAUGAGGCCGACGUGGCUACCUGGCAGAACGAGGGCCUCCCCGCUGACCGCAUGUCCAUGGAGAACGCCACCGUCCUGAUCAAUUGUGAGCGCUGGCCACUCAUGGUCGAUCCUCAGCUGCAAGGGAUCAAGUGGAUCAAGAACAAAUACGGGGAAGCCCUCCGGGUCACUCAAAUAGGUCAGAAAGGUUACCUGCAGACCAUAGAGCAUGCCCUGGAAGCUGGAGACAUGGUGCUGAUUGAAAACCUGGAAGAGUCCAUUGAUCCUGUCCUGGGACCCCUGCUGGGGCGUGAAGUCAUUAAGAAAGGACGGUUCAUUAAAAUCGGAGACAAAGAGUGUGAAUAUAAUCCCAAAUUCCGACUCAUCCUUCACACCAAGCUGGCUAAUCCUCAUUACCAGCCUGAGCUGCAGGCUCAGGCCACUCUCAUCAACUUCACUGUGACCAGAGAUGGGCUGGAGGACCAGCUGCUGGCUGCUGUGGUCAGCAUGGAGAGGCCAGACCUGGAGCAACUGAAGUCAGAACUCACAAAGCAACAGAAUGGGUUCAAAAUUACCCUCAAAACUUUAGAAGACAACCUGCUGUCUCGCCUCUCCUCAGCAUCUGGAAACUUCCUGGGAGAAACAGCCUUGGUGGAAAACCUAGAGAUCACCAAGCAGACCGCUGCGGAAGUUGAGAAAAAGGUCCAGGAGGCCAAGGUGACAGAAGUGAAAAUCAACGAGGCCCGAGAGCAUUACCGGCCCGCGGCUGCCAGGGCCUCUCUCCUCUACUUCAUCAUGAAUGACCUCAGCAGAAUCCACCCAAUGUACCAGUUUUCUCUCAAGGCCUUCAGCGUUGUCUUCCAGAAGGCAGUGGAGAGGGCUGCGUCCAGUGAGAGCCUGAAGGAGCGGGUGACCAGUCUCAUAGACAGCAUCACCUUCUCCGUGUGCCAGUACACCACCCGAGGACUCUUUGAGUGUGAUAAGCUGACCUACCUUGCCCAGCUUACCUUUCAGAUUCUCCUAAUGAACCAAGAAGUCAGUGCAGCUGAACUGGAUUUCCUGUUUCGGUCCCCGGCACAAGCAGGCCUCGCCAGUCCUGUGGAGUUCCUGUCUGAUCAGGCCUGGGGCUGCAUCAAGGCACUUUCGUUCAUGGAAGAAUUCUAUAACCUGGAUCGGGAUAUUGAAGGAUCUUCCAAAAGCUGGAAAAAGUUUAUGGAGUCCGAAUGUCCUGAGAAAGAGAAGUUUCCACAGGAGUGGAAGAACAAGACAGCCUUGCAGCGUCUCUGCAUGAUGAGGGCCAUGCGGCCGGACCGGAUGACCUAUGCCAUGCGAGACUUUGUUGAGGAGAAGUUGGGAAGCAAAUAUGUAAUGGGAAGAGCGCUUGAUUUUGCAACCUCAUUUGAAGAAUCAGGACCAGCUACUCCCAUGUUUUUUAUUCUAUCUCCAGGAGUGGACCCACUGAAGGAUGUGGAAAAUCAAGGAAAGAAACUUGGAUAUACGUUCAACAAUCGGAAUUUCCAUAACGUGUCCCUCGGACAAGGACAGGAAGUGGUGGCGGAGGCUGCACUGGACCUAGCUGCCAAGAAAGGUCACUGGGUGAUUUUGCAGAACAUACACUUGGUGGCCAAGUGGCUCAGCACCCUAGAGAAGAAGCUGGAGGAGCACAGUGAGAACAGCCACCCCGAAUUCAGAGUCUUCAUCAGCGCAGAGCCUUCGCCCUCUGCUGCAAGUCACAUCAUCCCCCAGGGCAUCCUGGAGAACUCCAUCAAGAUCACCAAUGAGCCUCCCACCGGCAUGCAUGCUAACCUGCACAAGGCCUUGGACAAUUUCACUCAGGACACCCUGGAGAUGUGUUCCCGGGAGGUGGAGUUCAAGAGCAUCCUCUUUGCUCUUUGUUACUUUCAUGCGGCAGUAGCAGAAAGACGAAAGUUUGGGCCCCAGGGAUGGAACUGCUCUUACCCCUUUAACACCGGGGACCUCACCAUCUCUGUGAAUGUGCUCUACAACUUCCUGGAGGCCAAUGCAAAGGUCCCCUUUGAUGAUUUGCGCUACCUCUUUGGUGAGAUCAUGUAUGGAGGCCACAUAACUGAUGACUGGGACAGGAGACUCUGCAGAACCUACCUGGAGGAAUUUAUUAAACCAAAAAUGUUGGAAGGAGAGCUACACUUGGCCCCAGGUUUCCCACUUCCAGGAAACAUGGACUACAAUGGUUACCAUCAGUACAUUGAUGCUGAGCUGCCUCCAGAGUCUCCCUAUCUCUAUGGCCUGCACCCGAAUGCGGAGAUUGGCUUCCUGACCCAGACCUCGGAGAAACUCUUCCGCACUGUGUUGGAGCUGCAGCCUCGGGACAGCCACACUGGAGAGGGCGCAGGGGCCACAAGAGAAGAGAAGGUCAAGGCCCUCCUGGAAGAAAUAUUGGAACGGGUGACAGAUGAAUUUAACAUCCCAGAGCUGAUGGCCAAAGUGGAGGAGCGCACCCCCUACAUCGUGGUGGCCCUCCAGGAGUGUGAACGGAUGAACAUUCUCACCAGAGAAAUCCAGCGUUCUCUCAGGGAACUUGACCUGGGCUUAAAGGGGGAGUUGACCAUGACCAGCGACAUGGAGAACUUACAGAACGCCCUGUUCCUAGACAUGGUGCCUGAGCCCUGGGCCCGGAGAGCCUAUCCAUCUACAGCAGGACUGGCAGCGUGGGUUUUGGAUCUCCUCAACCGAAUCAAGGAACUGGAGGCCUGGACAGGAGACUUUGCGAUGCCCUCCACCGUGUGGCUCACAGGCUUCUUUAACCCUCAGUCCUUCUUGACGGCCAUCAUGCAAUCCAUGGCUCGCAAAAAUGAGUGGCCGCUGGACCAGAUGGCCCUGCAGUGUGACGUAACAAAGAAAAACAGAGAAGAAUUCAGGAGCCCUCCUCGGGAAGGGGCCUAUGUCCAUGGCUUCUUCAUGGAAGGUGCCCGGUGGGAUACACAGGCUGGGAUCAUUACAGAAGCAAAGCUGAAAGAGCUGACACCCCCUAUGCCAGUGAUGUUCAUCAAAGCCAUUCCUGUGGACAAGCAGGACUGCCGCAGCGUCUAUCCCUGCCCUCUGUACAAGACUUGUCAGCGGGGCCCCACUUACGUGUGGACUUUCAACCUGAAAAUGAAGGAGGCCCCAUCCAAGUGGCUUCUCGCUGGAGUAGCCCUGCUUCUCCAGAUCUAGAUGUCUACAGAGUCACUGACAAAGCAAGAGGGAGGCUGGGCU